Drosophila eugracilis is the source of this 2253-nucleotide messenger RNA. Its product is annotated as nuclear cap-binding protein subunit 1. Gene Ontology annotation, molecular function: protein binding; mRNA binding; RNA cap binding. Gene Ontology annotation, biological process: nuclear-transcribed mRNA catabolic process, nonsense-mediated decay; mRNA export from nucleus. NCBI's taxonomy places the organism in Eukaryota, Metazoa, Arthropoda, Insecta, Diptera, Drosophilidae. Bases 1 to 2253 code for a protein of 750 amino acids. The record is from RefSeq and is a predicted model, not a curated record. The transcript has 3 exons. Gene Ontology annotation, cellular component: nuclear cap binding complex; nucleus.
AUGGAAUGGGGUCGUCGCAAACGUGAUGAUUGUAGUGAUGAUGAGUUUGCAGAUUAUCGCCGUAAGAGAACCGCCGAAAUUAGGUUGGUCACGGUGGACAGGUUAAUGGUGGGGCUAAGUUUCCAGAGCAGUAGUUCCAUCGAGCUGAAGCUGGAGAACCUAUGGUACCUGCUGAGAAACAACAUCACCGCCGAGCUAAAGGGCCACAUCCUUACCCUGCUGGUAACCUGUGUGGGCGAGCAUCCCGGCCAGGCCAGUGCCUAUGCCACAUUUGUGGGUCUGAUGAACUUACUGGACUACGAGUUUGCCGCGGAAUGUGUAAAGGUCAUGAUGCAGAACCUCUACGAAAGCAUGUGCACUGGCGAGUGGUCCAAGUGCGUGGGAACAGUGCACUUCUUGGUGGACCUAUAUAAUUGCAAAAUGGUCACCGCGGACUCCUUGCUGAAAUUCCUCAAGAAUUUCAUUAAGGAGUGUGAGAACCAGAGAGACCCUGAAGAUGUGGUGGAUAGGGGACGUCGUGAUUGGCUGGCCUACUGCGUGCUAUCUGCCUUGCCCUUGUUUGGCGGUGAAAUGGAGCAGGUGAAUGGAUUCGAUGAUCUAAUGCUCACACUGCAGAUUUACAUCAAGAAGCGAUAUGCAGCGCAUACUGCCACAUUGAGUAUUUGGAGGGAUUUCAAGCAGCUGGACUGCUUGGAGUUGCUGUGGCAGCAAGUGGACGAUAUGAGGCAGGUUCAGUGGACCGAGCCGGAGCACCAAUUGAUUUCCAGACCCUAUCUGGCCUUCAUCGACACCUUGAGCCGAGCUCAGCAGCAUGUUUUGCCCUCCUUUCAGGUGGCUCCCCAUGAGCCGGGAUGCCGUUAUCCCCCUCCGCGUGUAUCCUUUCGCCUCUUCUCCUAUGACGCUAGUGGCGAGGAAUACCAAGUACCCUAUCCAAUGCGCAUAGAGCGACAUUUUUUGGAGGUCCAGGUCCGUGAUAUGUUGCACUCCUCUCACCUGGAUGUGAGGAAAUGUGCCGCCAGCCUUUUGGCCUACGCUGUCUCAAAGCCCCAGCUGACUGUUUAUCACUGCAUCGUGGAGGUGAUUCUGGGCGAGAUGCUACAGCUGCCCAAAUCCCAAUGGAUCACUAUCAACUACGGUGGUAUUCUGGUGGCUCUGUGCAAGGGCCAACCGGACCAGGUGCCCCAAAUUAUAGAGCAGGCCACGGACAUUCUCUUCAAUCGCUUGGACUCCAUGAAAGUGGCCUGCUUCGAUCGGUUGGUUAACUGGUUGUCGCACCAUCUAAGCAACUUCGGAUACACUUGGCAAUGGAAUAGGUGGUGUCAGAGUCUCCCAGCAUCAAUGGAUUCUAUUCAAACUAAUAUUGAGCCGAAAGUGGUCUUCUUAAGGGAAUUGCUAAAGAAGUGUCUCAGACUUUCGUAUCACCAGAAAAUAGUCGGAAUUAUUCCGGGUAUAAUGGCCCGCUUGCUUCCGCCGGUUUGCCUGCCGCACCUCAAGUUCGUCGACCAGUCGCACCCGGGUGCGACUUUGUCCGAGAAUCUCCUAGCAGCGAUGCGUAACCCGCAAUCGUGCCCCAAAAUGAUAUCCACUAUCAUAAGUGGCGCUACGGAUAUCGGCCCGAUGCUCAAGAUAGGGGUAUUUACCCAGAACUGUCUCCACCUGAAGUCCAAGUCCUUUAGCCACACUUUCGCAAUUCUCAGCAAAUACGAAUCGGUUUUUAAGGAAUUGUCUGCUGGCAAUUCAGAUCAGCAACAUACGAUUUUGGACGGAGUCUCGGAAGUGUGGAACGACAACGAGCACUUUCAAUUUGUGGUCGCCGAAAAGCUCCUAAAGAUGGAAUUGAUCGAGCCGUUGUUCUUAGUAUCCUGGCUUUUUGGCCCCCAGAACCACGAGAAACUCACCAAGAUGUACAUUUGGGAGAUGCUACACUCCACUGUGCGCCAUGUGAAGCGCGUCCAGAAAAAUAAGGCACCUGACGACUUGGAUUCGCCAGAUGGAAAGAAUAAUGCGGUUAGGACUUUGCUACUGGACAUUGUACAUCGCUUCCUAAAGGUCCUUUCUGCUCGCGCGAUAGGUGAGGGAUCCACUGAGAACUACUGGUUUAGCUGGGUUCUCGGCCGGCUGGAGGAGACUCUCUUCAUCUAUGCGGAUGACUUCAAGAAAAUGUCUGACAAGCUAAUCAAGAUCUUGAAGGAGUCGGACCUUAAGAGUGAAAUCUUAAAAACCGUUUAUGCCUUUCUUGCCUUGGAUAUGUAA